UUUUGCUUUACAUCUUAAUUAUUUCACACUUCAAAUAUUUUGCCCGUAAACGCAUUUGACAUGAGAGGCAAGUGUUUUGAGUCGCGUUGGACAUGUGCACUGCUGUCGAUCGCUCGGAAGCCUGUUGGAGAGGAGCGCAACUUUGCUGCGUCUAUGACAUUCACCGGCGAUCCAUCAUUUAUCCAACGCUGUGCAGGAACCACCAGGCGAACAGGUGGACGCGGUUCCCGUCGUUUCCAAACCUCAUCCAAGGGUUUUUUUGAGUAAUGACGGGCUCUUGGAUGCAGUGUGCGCUGGGAAGGUUGGUGUGGCUCUGUUUAUUGGCGCCGAGCGCUUUGAUGAUGUUCUUUGUGGUUCCAGCAUCUCUAGCACAUCCCCAACCAUGUCAGAUUCUAAAGAGAAUCGGACAUACGGUGAGAGUAGGAGCUCUGAACCUUCAACCUCGAGUAUUUAGGCACAAUGCCCUCUGGGAUACAGAAAUGGACUGGGGCACAGGCAGAGAAACUGGAGAGGAGUGGGACAUCGUUAUCCAAAGUGAACUUGACCAUGAAUGGAGGGGCAUUAGGACUAAAAGCUCAGUAAAUAUCUCCCACAGGACCUCAAAAAGUAAAACAAUACUCAAACAAGUGGAUACGGAGACUGUGUUCCUACCUAGAGACUCUGUUAUAUUCGCUAUGGAGACCCUUAAUAGAGUGGUAGGGCUUUUACCUUACAACCUGACCCUUGAGAUAGUCAUGGCUGUUGAAGCAGGACUUGGAGAAUUACCUGCUUUUUCGUUUUCCUCUUCAUCUCCUGGCAGUGCAGAUCCUGUGUCGUUCCUGCAAAGCGUUUGCCACACUGUCAUCGUGCAAGGAGUUUCUGCCAUCAUUGCGUUUCCACAAAACAGGAAUGAAUUAGUGAAGUUGGAAUUUAUUUCGUCCACGCUACAGAUACCAGUCAUCAGCGUCGUGCAGAAUGAGUUCAAACGCCAGAGUCAGAACUCACUCCAUUUCCAGAUGGCCAUGCGAAACCCUCAAACUCCUGAAGCAGAGCUCAUCUUCUCCCUUCUGUCCAUGAAUAACUGGUAUGACGUCAGUUUGGUGAUGUGUCAACAGAUGAACAUUUCCGACUUUGUCUUUUUGCUCCACAACAACUCCAAAUUUCAUCUGGGCACUGUUAUUAAGAUUUCCACCAACAUCAGCUCCAAAAUCGACUUUCCGACUUAUCUGCAAAGUCAACUGGGGUCAAUCAAGGACUCAACUUCUACAGUAGUGACCUUUGGAUGUGACAUACGGGAUAUACGCAACAUCUUUAAUACCGUUGCAAAGUUUGGUCAGAUAAUUCCUGAUUAUCACUGGGUUAUAGGUGACUCUCAAAAUGUGGAGGAGUUAACGACAGAGGAACUGCCAAUGGGUCUACUUGCACAUGGCCGUAUGAGUGAGCCCUCACUAGAUCAUUAUGUCCAGGAUGCUUUGGAGUUUGUGGCGAGAGUGGUGGGGUCUGCUGCCACUGUUUCUCCAGAGCUGGCACUGAUACCCGGCAUCACAAACUGUCUGGUGAUUGAGGCUAAAAAUCUAACAUCAGGAAAAUUUCUCUCCAGAUUCAUGGCCCACACAUCAUUUGAUGGCCUGAGUGGCUACAUUAAUGUUCAAGAGGAAUCUACCAUUCUCUCGGAAAGCCACCAUUUUAUAUGGAAUCUACAGCAUGACCCAAUUGGCAAGCCAAUGUGGACGCGUCUUGGCAGCUGGAAGCAAAGCAAAGUGGUCAUGGAUUAUGGAGUUUGGCCAAAUAAGAGACGGUCUCAACAAGGGGCAGACUGGCGGCAAUCCUCUGGCCUACACUUACGUGUAGUCACCUUGGUAGAGCACCCAUUUGUCUUCACUCGUGAUGUUGAUGAGGACGGUUUGUGUCCGGCCGGCCAGUUGUGCCUUGACCCCUUAACAAAUAAUACAGCGUUGUUGGAGGGUCUUUUUCAGGGUUUGCAAGGUGCCAAUGACACUGUUCCCAUGGAGUUUAAAAAAUGUUGCUAUGGUUAUUGCAUUGAUCUUCUGGAAAAGCUGGCAGAGGACAUGGAGUUUGACUUUGACCUCUACAUUGUGGGAGAUGGGAAAUAUGGUGCUUACAAGAGCGGUCGCUGGACAGGUCUGGUUGGGGACCUCAUGAGUGGGGCGGCACACCUGGCUGUCACUUCUUUCAGUAUCAACUCGGCACGCAGUCAGGUUAUCGACUUUACCAGCCCCUUCUUCUCUACCAGUCUGGGAAUCCUUGUCAGGACUAAAGAUACAGCGGCACCUAUUGGUGCCUUCAUGUGGCCCCUACACUGGAGUAUGUGGUUAGGAAUAUUUGUAUCUUUGCAUGUUACAGCUGUGUUUCUUACCUUGUACGAGUGGAAAAGCCCUUUCGGCAUGACCCCAAGGGGUAGGAACAGGGACAGAGUCUUCUCUUUUUCCUCAGCGCUAAACGUUUGCUACGCAAUCUUGUUUGGCAGGACAGCUGCUAUUAAGCCACCAAAAUGUUGGACUGGCAGAUUACUCAUGAAUCUCUGGGCCAUAUUUUGUUUGUUCUGCUUGUCUACCUACACAGCUAAUCUUGCUGCUGUAAUGGUUGGUGAGAAAACUUAUGAGCAGCUCUCGGGUAUACAUGAUCCCAAACUUCAUCAUCCAUCACAAGGGUUCCGCUUUGGGACUGUUCGGGAAAGCAGCGCUGAGGAUUACUUGAAAAAAAGCUUUCCGGAGAUGCAUGAGUACAUGAGGCGAUAUAAUGCCCCUGCAACCCCUGAUGGGAUAGACCACCUUAAGGAUGAUCCUCAGAAGCUAGAUGCUUUCAUAAUGGACAAAGCUCUUUUAGACUAUGAAGUAUCUAUUGAUGCAGACUGCAAGAUGCUGACUGUGGGAAAGCCAUUUGCAAUUGAAGGCUAUGGUAUUGGGCUCAAACAGAAUUCUCCUUUUACUUCAAAUAUCUCUGAGUUGGUCAGUCAGUAUAAAUCAGAUGGAUUUAUGGACUUGCUACAUGAUAAGUGGUACAAGGUGGUCCCCUGUGGUAAAAGAAGCUUUGCUGUGACAGAGACUUUACAGAUGGGGAUAAAGCACUUCUCAGGGUUAUUUGUCAUGCUAUGCAUUGGGGUCGCCCUUUCCCUCCUCACCACACUUGGGGAACACAUCGUCCACCGCUGGGUGAUACCCAGGAUGCUGAAAACUUCACAACAUAAAUAUUGGCUCCACACUAGUCAAAGAUUGCAUCGAGCACUUAACCCGACUUUCAAAGAAGACAAAGUACAGACUGUUGCAAAACAAGAGAAAAGCUGCAAUGUUGAAAACAACCAGCAAAUGCCAUGGAACUCUUUGGGAACAUCGAAUUGCAAUCGUCGAAAACUGUCCAAUCAAGAGGGACAACAAAAUGACCUGGAAUGUUCACUGUGCAAGGAGCUCCUGCCCCAACAAGAGAAUAGACAACUUCCAUUACAAACCACCUCCAAUGGGAGAACAGACCUUCUUGGCCUGGGCCUAAACCCAAUAGUACUGGAACUUACAGACCUGGAAACACAAAUCCAGCUCAUCAAAAAACAACUGCAGCUUGCCAUAAAGAAGAAAAAAGAGCUGGAGCAGUAUCAAAAAACUAAGACUUCAAUGGAACCCUAGAGUUUUGAGAAAUCUUUAUAUGGCUGGAGUUUUAUGGGUCGCUGUGUUCAAAGACUUGGACCUACUGGUUGAUUAUUUCAAUUGGGGUUCCUAAGGGAGCAAGGCUCUUUUUUUAAGCCUUUUUUAUUUGGAUUCCUUAUUGAACUGAACUUGAGAAAGGACAGAGGAAAAAAUAAAGUCAAGUCAAAUGGAGUGGAGUGGAUAUAAGCAGUGUGUAUUUCUGUAUACCCAGAUGUUUAAUUCUGAGGUUACCCUGUUUUUAUGGUACAAUGUGAACAACGCUGUGUAUUUGUCUAAAGGGAAGACAUUUUAUCGUCAAAGUCACAUUUAUUUAAGGUGUCAAAGAGUGAUGUACGAUAGCGUCUCCUGCAUAUUGAUACACAGAGCUGAGAACAGUUUUUAGAAGAAGGAUAGACUGUCGUCUCUACGGUUGUAAAGUGAAAGUCUUAACCUUGAACACAGGCUGUUAACCUUGAAUGGUAUUGGUUCUAUUAAUUAAAAGCUUUCUAUUAAGCAAAAAUUCUUGAGACAUUUCAGUAAGAUUCAUUUGUCUUUCACAUCUUCUUAAAUUAAUUGUAUUGUUUAACAGAACAGUAAAGAACAUGGGUCAAUCGGAACAUGACCCAUGGCCGAUUUACUUCACAGGUCCAACAAUAUUUGAUGUAAUAAUUAUAAAUGUAAUACUUUUUGUAAAUUAAUGACCUGCAGUUCAGUGAAUAGUCUGACUACUAACUGAUUUAGAGAGUUAGGGAUUAUGAGUCUUUUAACUGAUUCUAACUAGUAACUUAUAAGUUUGCGUGUUAACCAGUUUUUGUAAAAAAAGAAAAAAUCUAAAUUUUUCAAUGUGGUCCCGAAUUUUAAAAAUCCACGACACAAAGCAACUGAAAAAAUUGUAGAUAUACUCAAAUUCUAUGAAUAAUUAAAUUUAAUUUAGAAUGUAUAUUGUUGUGUUAUCUGGCUACUGGAGCAUGUAUAGUUGGCUAAGAAUGAUUGGGAA
Triplophysa rosa is the source of this 4614-nucleotide messenger RNA. It is a transcript of the gene grin3a, whose product is annotated as glutamate receptor, ionotropic, N-methyl-D-aspartate 3A. Gene Ontology annotation, molecular function: NMDA glutamate receptor activity; transmitter-gated monoatomic ion channel activity involved in regulation of postsynaptic membrane potential. The record is from RefSeq and is a predicted model, not a curated record. Gene Ontology annotation, cellular component: postsynaptic membrane; plasma membrane. The transcript is spliced from 9 exons. Gene Ontology annotation, biological process: ionotropic glutamate receptor signaling pathway; synaptic transmission, glutamatergic; modulation of chemical synaptic transmission. Lineage: Eukaryota; Metazoa; Chordata; Actinopteri; Cypriniformes; Nemacheilidae. The coding region runs from base 267 to 3617 and encodes 1116 amino acids.